UUGCUGCUGCAUUCCCGUCUCCACGUUAUAUCAGAAAGAAAGAUACAGAAUAGAUAACAUUUCCACAAUGACCACAAAAAGAAAAUAACCCAGAGGAACAGAAUAGGUAAUAGUUGAACAGCGACAAUAGCAAGUCAUUCACAAAAGACAACAAGCGGUUUUGAAUUUGGAAAGAAAACCACAUGCACACAAAACAAAUACUCCCCAAAGAAAAAAAAGUUAAAACCUCAACAAAAGCAAAAACAGGGAAAACAUAUAAGAAAGCUUAGUAGUAAGAUAAGAAAAAGUCCUUGGGAUACCCGGUCUGCCUGAGGACCCAGAAGCCUGUCGACCUCACGAUGUCCUUCAGCACUCCUUUCUCCAACUUGCCUGGAUCACAUUCCAAGACCUUGCUAUGCUUCAGCCUAGGGCUCAAGGCUUGUGGCUACCACCUGCCUGGGCUUCAUGGUGAAAGCGCCCCCAAUCUCCAACCCAAAUCCCAGAGCAGCCCCCGCCUUCCAGGGACAGGAUGAGAAGUCUUUUGUAACCAGACAGUUGGCCACCAUGGGGAGACUGAUCAGGAUGGGGGUACCGGAACGGCGGUUAUACCAGUCCAAACGGCUUCCCUGGGGUCGCCUCUUCUUCCUACUGGGAAUGUUGCUCAUUGGGUCUACCUAUCAGCACCUGAGGAACUCGGGGGGUCUCCCCACACUAGGAGAAGCUGUCUCUGCUAGACACCGUGUAAAACUGGCUAGCCAGGACCUCUUAGAUGGUCAGAUGGUGACGAUGAGCAGGGGUCCUUCAGCAAGGACCUCUAACACGGAGGGGGGGCUGCUGGUACUGCCGACCACAGUGAGCAGACAGGAAGCAGCACUUAGCCGAACCAUGGAGAACACUCCCACUCCGCCCAGAAGAACAGUCAGGAUCACUCCAACAAAGCCUACGAAUCGCUACACCCUGGCAGUAGCAGGCGCAGAGAGAGUGAGGGCGGAGACCCCGACCGCAUCCAGGAGAGCACUGCGGCACGAUACCGUAACUGCAAGCAGACAAACAGGACGGAAUUCCACCCCAACAACACCCAGGGCAGAAAGGAAGAGCCACGACCCCACUCAAAACAGAGCCAAGGGGAAGAAGCACCCCCCACACCUACCAGGUCGAACAGCAGACAAUGAUACUUCAUUCUUGUUUGUGACCAUGAAGAGGAGCCAUGUGAACACCCCCAAAACAACAGCGAGGGCUGGCAGAACUAUGGCACCCGACAGCAGGAUGGGGACCAACACUCACAAGAGAACAGUGGAGGGAAAUACUCCCACUAUUUUCAAGGGACUAGUCGACGACAUCCCCAUUUUCCUGAGGAGUGAGAUACAAACCAGCAUCUUGACUUCUCCAAGGACUCUAGUGGAGAAGAACAGGCUGACUACCCCCAGAGGAGUAAGAAAUACCAGCAUAACCAAACCCUGGUGGCUAGUGGGAAAGGACCAUGUGACCACUGCCCCGAGGGCAGCCCUGGAGCGUACCCCAGCCAUCUCUGAGGGGCCCUUGGGGAUGAUCUACAGCCCAGCCAGCAGCCCGGCGGGAACCAAAGCCUCCACUGCCUCUCGGAGGAACUCUUCCCCCAGCACCAGGGUACCAACGGCCAGAAUGCCCACUGCCACCUUUCAGAGGCCAGCACCCAGCACCUCAGUGACCCCCAGGGUCAGGGUCACCCCGACACCCCACAUUCAUCACUAUGUGGUUAUGAUGCCAGGGCCAGCUGUGUUCACCACCCCCUCUCCCAGCCCAACAGCAGAGGAGCCCAGUCCCAGCCCCUCACUGCUGCCUUCCCAUGAACCAGACCUCCACCCCAAGGCCGAGUAUCCACCAGACCUGUUCAGUGUGCAGGAGCGGCGCCAGGGCUGGGUGGUCUUGCAUGUCUUCGGCAUGAUGUAUGUGUUUGUGGCCUUGGCUAUCGUGUGUGACGAGUUCUUCGUCCCAGCCCUGGGCGUCAUCACCGACAAGCUGCAGAUCUCUGAGGACGUGGCAGGGGCCACGUUCAUGGCUGCUGGGGGCUCUGCCCCUGAGCUGUUCACUUCCCUCAUCGGGGUCUUCAUCUCUCAUAGCAAUGUGGGCAUCGGCACCAUCGUGGGCUCCGCUGUGUUCAACAUCCUCUUCGUCAUCGGCACCUGCGCCCUCUUCUCCCAGGAAGUCCUCCAUCUCACCUGGUGGCCCUUGUUUCGUGACGUCUCCUUCUACAUCUUUGACCUGAUGAUGCUCAUCCUCUUCUUCCUAGACAGCCGCAUUGCCUGGUGGGAGAGCCUGCUGCUGCUGCUGGCCUAUGCCUUCUAUGUGUUCACCAUGAAAUGGAACAAGCAGCUGGAGCUCUGGGUGAAGGAGCAGCUUAGCCGGGGGCCCAUGGUCAAGGUCAUGGCCCUAGGUGACAUCAACAAGCCGGCUGGUGGGGCUGUUGCAGUGGACGAGCCACAGGAACACAAGAAGCUGAAGCUCCCGUCCGUGCUGACCCGAGGGAGCAGCUCAGCCUCUCUGCACAACAGCAUCAUUCGCACCACCAUCUACCAGCUCAUGCUCCAGAGCCUGGACCCUCUGGGCGCAGCCAGUCCCUCCAUGGACAAGGAAGAAAGCUUGAAUCAGGAGGCCACAGCCAAGCCCCAGGCCAAAGCAGAAAGCAAACGAGAAGAGGAGGAGCCAGCUGAGCUCCCUGCGGUCACAGUCACACCAGCCCCUGCUCCAGACAGCGAGGGAGAUCAGGAGGAAGAUGCUGACAGUCAGGAGUCCAGGAAGUUUUUUGUUCUCACCUUCCUGGGAUCCAUCACCUGGAUAGCUCUGUUCUCCUACCUCAUGGUGUGGUGGGCUCACCAGGUUGGUGAGACGUUAGGCAUUUCCGAAGAGAUUAUGGGUUUGACAAUCCUGGCAGCAGGCACGUCAAUUCCUGACCUCAUCACCAGCGUGAUUGUGGCGCGAAAAGGCCUGGGAGACAUGGCUGUGUCAAGCUCCGUGGGCAGUAACAUAUUUGACAUCACCGUGGGCUUGCCGGUUCCUUGGCUGCUUUUCUCUCUUCUCAAUGGCUCCGUGCCUGUCGUGGUCAGCAGCAACGGCCUGUUUUGUGCCAUCGUUCUGCUCUUCCUCAUGCUCCUGUUUGUGAUCACCUCCAUCGCAUUGUGCAGAUGGAGGAUGAACAAGGUGCUGGGCUUCACCAUGUUCCUCCUGUACUUCAUAUUCCUCAUCACCAGUGUGAUGUUAGAAGACCGGGUUAUAUCCUGCCCCAUCUCCGUUUGAGUCAGGGCCCCUGGGGUUCAAGGUGGACUCAGCAGAAUGCCAUGCCGGAUGUUCCUGUACCUUUGCUACACUGAUGAAAGAACAGGGUCCAGAGAGCAGCCCAGCGCCUCUGACGCGAGUGUGAUCUGGGACGGAAUUUUCUCCUUGGAAACAACUGACGGCUCGCUGUGGAUGAAGGCCCUCACCUCAGGGGAGUGGGUUCCCCCGAUGCAGACAUCCCUGAGAUGGAGGCCAGGAGAGGGGGUGCCAGAGGGCUUUCUAAU
Echinops telfairi (small Madagascar hedgehog) is the source of this 3515-nucleotide messenger RNA. RefSeq names its product solute carrier family 24 member 1 (gene SLC24A1). The record is from RefSeq and is a predicted model, not a curated record. Gene Ontology annotation, cellular component: membrane. NCBI's taxonomy places the organism in Eukaryota, Metazoa, Chordata, Mammalia, Afrosoricida, Tenrecidae. Gene Ontology annotation, biological process: long-term synaptic depression; calcium ion transmembrane transport; long-term synaptic potentiation. The transcript has 9 exons. The coding region runs from base 445 to 3252 and encodes 935 amino acids. Gene Ontology annotation, molecular function: calcium channel activity; calcium, potassium:sodium antiporter activity.